GGGUGGGGUACAUCAGUAAGGUUAGAGGUCACAGUGACACUGGGGGUUACCCCCAUAUAAUUGCCCUGCUGCCAUGGUAGGGUCAGAUGUGUCCCUGUCUCAGGUCCAGCCUUGUUUCCAGCUGCUGCGCAUGGGCUCCGACCACGAGCCGCCCUCCUCUCUCAGCACCCAGAGCGCCUCCUCCCAAGACUUGUAUACCUUUCUACCCGAUUCAUCUCGUUGCGUCUACCGGCUGGGGGCCCGAGCGGACCUCUGUGACGUGCUGCUGCCGGGGAAGCCGCUGGUCCACGCGGAGAUCCACGCGGAGAGGGAGGCCGCCGGCGACUGGAGAGUCAGCGUAGGAAGCUGCACCAAUUACGGCGUUUAUAUCAAUGAUGUCCACCUUCCGCCGGGUCAAAGGCUGGAACUGUCAGAUGGGGACCUUCUCGGUUUUCAGGAGAAGCCCCCUUCGCCCUCCUCCUCCAUGGAUGUGCUCUUCCUGUUCCAGCGUGUCCGCGUGCGCCCCUUGGACUUCUGCGCGAUCACCUCCCCGCGUGCGCGGGCCGCCUUUCCUGGCUUUACGCCUGUGCUAGGCACUCAGCGGAUCGGUGGGGAGCGAGGUGGCACCCCCCACUACAUGACGGGGGCCACGGUCAUCCUGAACUCCAUUGGCAGCAUCAGCAAACUGAAACGGGAGAGAAUGCACAGUGGCGGGCUGGCAGGGGGAGUCGUGGAGGUGACGAAGCCCACCACCCCGGACCUCCCGUUACCGUCGCGUACAGGUCUGGAGAGGAGGAGCAGCAGGAGGAAAGCACAGCACCGAGUUCUCUGUGAGCUCGAGGAAGAUGAUGUGGAGGAGAGACAUGGAGACCAAGGAGCGACAGGGAAGAGGAAGAGAAAAAGGGGGAGGCCAAAGGAGGAAGAGAGGUCCGUCCAGCAGGUGGAAACGGGCAGGAAGCCUCGCGGUCGUCCCCGGAAGAACCCGGUCCCGCCGUUGGUGGUGUCCCAGACGAUCUCCAGCGCAGAGCCUUGUGCGUGGCGCUCCUGCCGCCUUCCGCAGGAGGACACGGUCAGCUGGGUGCAGUGCGACAGGUGUGACUCGUGGUACCACGUUGUGUGUAUCGGCCGCAGCUUGACUUCCUUGCAGGACACAGACUUCCAUUGUGGCUGCACGUGA
Spea bombifrons (plains spadefoot toad) is the source of this 1156-nucleotide messenger RNA. RefSeq names its product transcription factor 19 (gene TCF19). Bases 74 to 1156 code for a protein of 360 amino acids. The transcript has 3 exons. Gene Ontology annotation, molecular function: protein binding. Gene Ontology annotation, cellular component: nucleus. NCBI's taxonomy places the organism in Eukaryota, Metazoa, Chordata, Amphibia, Anura, Pelobatidae. The record is from RefSeq and is a predicted model, not a curated record. Gene Ontology annotation, biological process: regulation of DNA-templated transcription.